AUGUCAGCUAAGGGAAAUAGAACAAUUGGAGUUGUUAAUGGGAAAGAGGACUACAGCACAAUAAAAGAAGCGUUCACAUAUAUUAUUGAUGAAUUAAACCAAUUUAUUGCUGAUGGAAAACUUAAUGUUGAAGGUAAGGGACAUCAACAUUGAAUUUUUCUUGGGUGGGAAUUAUAAAUUUAUCCUUAUGAUACUGGGCCUGAAAUGGAGCCAUAUCUAAAUAUGCAUGUGCCUAGUGUAAAAUACAUAAGGAUGGAAGGUGGAAGAUGGAUCAGCAUUAUAGUUAUUACAAUGAACCUACACCUAUCAAGAUCUCUGGAAGAAAUUAUGGCUAUGAGCAAGAAAUCUACAGAUAAUUUCUGUUGUCAAACAUUUAACAAGACGACCAUGUAUUUCCAGAUGAACUACAUUUGCUAUAACAUGUAACUGAUAUUCUCACUGAGAACCUAAUACAAGAAUGCCUUGAUUUGGACAAGUACCACCUUUUACCGUUGUAGAGGUGCCCAGCGUGGAAUUCAUCUAAAGAAACUAGUCAAUACAAUUAGGUCUUGUGGUUUUUCUUUUGACGUUUGGGAGAAGAGAGAUGGAGAUGGAAAGUUAAGUGGCAAGCACUAUUGGACAAUUCUGUUGGGUUCUGACAAGAAAGUGUUUUGGCUGAGCUACCGCCAAAAUUGGUAGAUGUUUUGUACCAAGACACAAACAUUUGAAGGUGUUAUCAACAUAUGGCAAGGAUUUGAAUCAGUUUACAAGGUCAUUACCAAUUGGGCCCCUGAAAAAAAAUCCACACACUUUUGGAUGAUGGCAAAGGACUGGGUAAAGUAGACGGAUUACCACCUAUAUUCAUGUUGUGGUUCAACACUUUACCAAAUUUCUUGAGCUACACCGGUCAGUAAAAAUUCAUGGGGCAUGGAGUGGAAAAAAAAAUAUUGCUUGGGGGAUAGUACUGCGAAAACCAAACAAAUGGGAUGCGACUGCUGAUGUUCUACGACACGAGAAGAGGCAGUGGGAACUGAAAGAGUGCAAAAGGAUGCCAAGAAGUUAUGGAAAAAAGGAUGACAGAUACUGGGAAAGUGACAUCAGGAAAAACAGGGAAAAAGGAAUAGGGUAAGUGUUAAACUGUAAAUCCACGAGACAUCAGUUGAGAAUCAGACAAAUGCAGAUACAUCAAGUACUGGUUCUGCUCCCAUUCCUGAGGCACCCCUAAUUGCCAACCCCAGUACGGGCACAAGUGCAAACCCAGGUGCCAGCACUAGUUCCAGCAUUGUGGAGUUUUCAAGAUUGAACAUUAAACAAUUAAGACAAGAAUUACGAAAUCGAAAUGGUAAAUGAUUUAGCAGAAAAAAUAAAGCUGAACUAAUUGAACAAUUGAAACAAAUACAAGAAGAACAGUAAGAACACAAUGUUAUAGUCACAGUUAAUUGAAGAAAGCUUGUGCUGACCACUGCACCAAAUUGUAAACAGUAAACAUACUGUAAAUAACUACAAAUUUACAUAAUAAUAGCAUAUAUUUUAGAUUAAUUAAGUGAACAUUUAACACAAUAUCAACACAAACUACUUCAAAUAAGAGAUAAAUAAAGAAUAAACAUGUGAAACCCUAAGUCCUAUUUGAAUAACUAUGCCUAUCGGCAACUUUAUUCUGUCAAUAGAAUAAAUCCACCUUCAAGAAAUCAUUCUCUUCCCAGUAUUUUUUUGAGCAAUACAAGAUCUAUGGUUAAUAAAUUGGAAGACGUUUCGGCUACAAUCUCGCUGAAUAAUCCUGAUAUAGCCGUAAUUACAGAGUCCUGGCUUACAUAAUGUAUAAACGACAAAUUAAUAAAAAUCCCUGGCUAAUCUAUCUGCCGUAAAGUUAAAACAAAUUGUGUUGGAGGAGGUUUGUGCACAUAUAUAGUUGUACAACCUUAAAUUUUAUUGAACUUAAAGAACUUCAAAAUCCAGAUAUCGAGUGCGAGUUGUUGUUUCUUAAACCAUCUUGUCUUCCCCGUGGAAUUAACAAUGUAAUUUUGGGCGCAGUGUAUCACCCAAACAAUGACAAUACUCUACGUGCACACAUUUUUGAGGCAUUUGAUAAAGCACUAACUAUCCGAACUCUGCAAUAAUAUCAGCUGGCGAUUUUAAUAAAUUCACACCUGGAAACUUGUGUUUGUCCUUUAAACUGAAACAAUUUGUUGAUAAACCUACCAGUAGAAGCAAUAUUUUGGACAAAAUUUACACCUCUGUUCCAAAUUUUUAUGAUAAAGUUCAUUUUCAUCCUCCCAUAGCAACGUUGGAUCAUUCAAGUGUCCUUUUGUCGCCGAGUGCACCAUCUUCUUGUGAGAGAAUUCCAAAGAAACUAAUUCAGUUUAGAGCCUGUAAUCCCUCCCACAAGGGUGCCCUUCGACGUUUUCUGAACACAUAUGACUGGUCUACACUUUCUGAUCUUGGGUCUUGUAUGGAGAAACUAGACUGUUUCAUGUCCAUUGUUCAGUUGGCAUUGAAUAUGUAAAUUCCUAUUCGCACCAUCAAAGUUCAUCACAAUGAUAAACCUUGGAUGACCCAAAAAAUCAAAGAUUUGAUUUCAAAAUGUCAAAAGACGAAAGGCCUCACUUUUACGUAUAAAUUUUACAGAAACAGGUGCAGUUGUGAAUGCAAACAAGCCUGUCGCCGCUUCUAUGAAGAAAAAGUCAACAAUAAUGGAAACGUCAAUCCAAGUAAAUGGUGGCGCCAAGUAAAACAAUUAGCCGGCCUAUCGAAACCUAAUCUUCUAACCAGUAUAUUUCAUGAUGGUGAGUUCCAUUAUGGCAAGGAUCUAGCUGAGAUAAUGUUUCUUUUUGUAAAUCAACAGAAGAUAUCCUAUCACUACCAAGGGAACAAAUCCGACUUUCUCCCAACACCUUGUUUGUUGACCCUGUACGAUUAUAGCAUCAGUGUCAACUCAGUUGAAAAGGCAUUGGCCCAAAUCCAAACGAAAAAAUCAAUUGCCCAGAUUCAAUACCAAACUGGAUCUUAA
Molecule: messenger RNA, 2986 nt
Organism: Paramuricea clavata
Lineage: Eukaryota; Metazoa; Cnidaria; Anthozoa; Malacalcyonacea; Plexauridae
Source: the annotation of a GenBank genome assembly